This is a messenger RNA of Anopheles coustani, 927 nucleotides long. RefSeq lists its product as uncharacterized. The coding region runs from base 139 to 768 and encodes 209 amino acids. The record is from RefSeq and is a predicted model, not a curated record. The transcript is spliced from 2 exons. NCBI's taxonomy places the organism in Eukaryota, Metazoa, Arthropoda, Insecta, Diptera, Culicidae.
AAACAAAACAUUGCCCCGCGCUGAAACAGCAAUCAACACAAUAUCUGUUGGUACCAUUUUAAACUUGAUGUAGUCCUCGAUUUGUAGAGUUUUGGGUGAAAAAUUACUAUCAGUGCAAAAGAGAAAACAGAAACGAGAAUGUCUUCACCCACCGAUCGAAACACCAUGGGAAGUUCUUCAAAGUAUGAUGACACAAGUCCGCCAUUGUAUCACAGCACGGAGCGUUUCAACCCGCUGGGAUAUAGUACACCACAACAGCAACAACGAGGACAUGCAGCUCAACAACGAAACUACUAUUCCGUGCAGCCUAAGUACAUGCUUCCACGAACCCGAGGGUUUCAUAAUCGAAACCGAUCUGGUCAGAAUGAUUACCACAAUCGUUCGCAUGGCGCUUCUCAAGAGCACGAAGGAAACGAUAACGAUAUGCAAGGAAACUCGCCCGCGGAUGCAGCACGGCAAAACUAUAAUCGCAACUGGAGAGGGCAUCAAAACAGGAAUCAACGAUUUGGAGGACAAAGGAAUCAGCACAAUUUCCGACAAAAGCAUCAGGCCAGGGGCACAUCCUGCAAUAUUGAAGACUACUUUCAUCCUUCGAUGCUGGAAGAUCCUUGGGAGUUUUUGCUGCGUAAAAUUGGGCGCGAACCUAGCGAACGACCAGAACGCUCUAUCAUAAGGGAUAGCAUACCAGACGGGAAUGCCGGUGAUGAGGAAUCUAGUAACAGCGCGGACGAGGCAUCGUCGCAAUUGAUUGGCAUCGGUUCGAUUUGAGGAAUACGAAUGGAUUUGAAACACGUGCAACAAAGUACAAGAGUCAAUAUUUUAUACUGUAGUAUAUUGUACAUUUGUACGAAUGCAUUUAAUUAUAGGUAGAAAAUGAUCUCUACCAGUUUUAUGAAAUAAAUACGAAAUAACAGAAUAAUUUAUUGA